GUACCGUCAACCAGCCCAUCCCUUAUCAAUCCAUCUGCAUAUUCACCCUCCCGGGUCGUUUACCUUGUUUUCUAAAGACCCCCGGGGAUUUUGCUGUUUCGACUUCGCUCUGCUUUUCGGUCUCCCUGAUUGCCUUACAUCAUGAACGGCGCCAGCGAUCCGGAGAGAGAGCAGGCGCUCGAGGAUUACAAGAGGAGCCUGCUUGAGCUCCGAGAAUGGGAAGCCAAGCUCAAGUCUCUUCGCAUGGGAAUCAAGGAUUUGCAACGAGAGUUUGAUAUCUCUGAAGAGAACAUCAAGGCGCUGCAAAGUGUCGGCCAGAUCAUCGGAGAAGUGUUGAAGCAGCUGGAUGAGGAGAGAUUCAUUGUCAAGGCAUCAUCCGGACCGCGUUAUGUCGUCGGUUGCCGCUCGAAGGUCGACAAAGCAAAGCUGAAGCAGGGCACCCGUGUCGCCCUCGAUAUGACCACACUUACUAUAAUGAGAAUGCUCCCGAGAGAGGUUGAUCCGUUGGUAUACAACAUGUCACUGGAGGACCCAGGCCAGAUCAACUUUGCAGGCAUUGGUGGUUUGAACGAGCAGAUCCGCGAGCUUCGAGAAGUCAUUGAGUUGCCGCUCAAGAACCCCGAGCUUUUCCAAAGAGUAGGAAUCAAGCCGCCCAAGGGUGUGCUCCUCUACGGUCCUCCCGGUACCGGAAAGACGCUGUUGGCACGAGCAGUGGCAAGCUCAAUGGAGACGAACUUCCUGAAAGUUGUCUCGUCCGCUAUUGUCGACAAGUACAUCGGUGAAUCUGCACGGUUAAUAAGAGAGAUGUUCGGAUACGCCAAAGAACACGAGCCUUGCAUUAUCUUCAUGGACGAAAUCGACGCUAUCGGUGGAAGGCGUUUCUCGGAGGGUACCUCGGCUGAUCGAGAAAUCCAGCGUACACUGAUGGAGCUUCUCAACCAGCUGGAUGGUUUCGAUUACCUUGGAAAGACGAAGAUCAUUAUGGCUACGAAUCGGCCCGACACGCUUGACCCGGCUCUGCUGCGAGCCGGUCGUCUCGACCGCAAGAUCGAAAUUCCCCUGCCCAACGAGGUCGGUCGUCUGGAGAUCUUGAAGAUCCACUCCAGCACCGUUCAACUGGAUGGUGAGAUCGACUUCGAAAGUGUGGUGAAGAUGAGCGACGGACUUAACGGUGCUGAUCUUCGCAACGUUGUUACGGAAGCUGGUCUAUUUGCUAUCAAGGAUUACCGGGAUGCGAUCAACCAGGAUGACUUCAACAGAGCGGUCCGCAAGGUGGCUGAGGCGAAGAAGCUGGAGGGCAAGCUGGAAUACCAGAAGUUGUAGUUCCCGCUUGAUUGAAUACCUGAGAAUUAGCCAUGAUGUAGAAAGCUAUUAUUUCCAACUUAUGGGAAGCCAAACCCCCAAUCUGCUUAUGCUCAUCUAAUGUACAC
Molecule: messenger RNA, 1430 nt
Organism: Aspergillus costaricaensis CBS 115574
Lineage: Eukaryota; Fungi; Ascomycota; Eurotiomycetes; Eurotiales; Aspergillaceae
Gene: rpt4
Product: proteasome regulatory particle base subunit RPT4
Exons: 4
Coding region: 142-1323 (393 amino acids)
Biological process (GO): positive regulation of RNA polymerase II transcription preinitiation complex assembly
Cellular component (GO): proteasome regulatory particle, base subcomplex; cytosolic proteasome complex
Molecular function (GO): ATP binding; ATP hydrolysis activity; proteasome-activating activity
Source: RefSeq, a predicted model, not a curated record